ACUUAACAAUCCCUACCCCUUCGUCCCCGCGAAGAAAGAAAUCUAUCCCCCGACCCAACACCGCCCUCCAAUAUACUAACUUAGCUCCUUAAAAUCGCCGCUAAUGUGGCACUAUUUCUCCCAUGAAGAACUUUCUUUGAGCCUCUUCUUACUUGGAAAAUAUCACGAGCCACGUCUGUAGUACAGUCGUUUUCUGUUUUUUUCCGCAAUGACGGGGACGAGUUUCUAGAAAGUCAAGUAUCAGUACAACUUUUGUUUCUGUGUUAUGUCAACUUUUACAAAUUUUCAACCCAAAGUCAAAAUCUAAAGACAAAAAUAUAAUUAUAUCAAAAAAUGCACGCGGACCUUGCAAGCACAAAGACGUUUCGCGCGUCGUUAUCUUCAUCAACAAACACCAACGCCUUCGUCUCCCCGCGACCGACUGUAGCUGCAAUGACGCCAGCAAUUGUGCCUGCCAGUGUCAGCAUGACAAAUCUCGGGCAAGAAACGAGCGACAUCAUGCUUUUAACCAACAAUCAGAAGCGAAGCCAGACAUGGCACCAGCAUCCGGUUUGGUCCAGACUGAUGUUUCUCCUCUUCUACGCGACGUUAUUCUAUUCAUCCGGUGGUCCGUUCUUCUUUCUGUCGCUGUUGCAGCAGACCAACGUGAUUUCUUCUUUCGUGAAGACGCAGUGUGUGAAAACGACGACAAGUUCACCAGUGGAAGAGAUCGUAGAAAUCUGCGAGAAGCCGGAAUUCCCGAUAUGCAAAUUUUGCAAAAGUAUCGUACUGUAGUGCAAAUUGCAUUAUACAAGUUUUUUGCUCAGCAUGACAAAUGGAGCUUGUCAUGCUGCUGUACCUUAGGAACAGCGCAUUUGUCAUGCAUAUUUGCAAUCAGUAUGAUACUUUUGCAGAGGAUACCCGAACAGUUACGAGAAUUUCUUUUGGCGAGUCGGGUUUCCGUUAGUGUCUGACCCGUUCGCGGUGUUUUUUCCGACGUUUGAAGAGAAACAUUUUGAGAAACUAGAGCAGCUGGGAAGCAGUAGUACGACGCAGCUCCUUUUCGUGGAGCAACUGCAACAGACAGCGACAGCAACUCCGCCAGCGGAAGCUGCUACACCACGACAACCCUCGAACUACGAGAUCGACCAAAGUACGGACAGCUACCUCUUUCCCGAAGCCGCCGUUGUGAUCGCGGCGAAGGAAACGGCGGUAAGGGAGAAGGAAAUUGCGGAAGGGAAAGAUGUGAAAAAGCACACCCCGCCGAUCCAGUAUAAGAGCAAGGAGGAAUUGGAGAAAGAACAGCAGAAAAAUCAACCGAAAGUCAUCCACGCGGUAAGUGAUGAUGACGCGCUGUUUCCGAAGGGAGGGAGUAGUAGUAGUCACGGGGAUGAUCAUACUAGCGCAGCAGCAUCAGCACCCGGAGCAGGUGUUGAAACAUCUUCACAGUCAAACAGCAUAGUAGAUGAAGACAAAAACACGAAAACCUACUUCCACCUGAUGUCCCUAAUGGGGCAAAAUUACUUUGCGUUUUCCCUGCCCUACUACGUUGCGGCGUUUUUAUUGGAGAACUACAUCAUCUACUUCGUAAUGACGAAUAUGCAAUACAAAUUUCCCUUACAUGUACAAUAUGCAUCACAAAUAAUCUUCCAGAUUUCGCAUUUGAGUGUAAAACUUGUCAUGCUAAACUAGGAUCGAAGCCAAGUUUUGCCGUGCAGGGAUCGCAUUUGUACGUGUACGGGAAAUUUACUGUGGAUAACAAAGGAGCUCCGGCACCAACCCUCGUUACCCGGCUCCAUCGCGAACCUCGGGCAGGGGGUUCUCAUGUUUCUCUGCAGCCAGAUGCUGUUUCUAAACUACAAGGACCCGGUUUAUUCGUUUAUUUGGCGGCAUUUUCGGGUGACAGACAACUACGUCGCAAUGGACGAUGUGUCGAGCUACUACGCAAUAGAAACAACGGGAGUUUCAUCUUCAAGUGGCUUACCAGGCGUUACCAAAACUCUCGUCCCAAAUCCGAAUUUAGCGCAGACGAAUUUCCAAUACAACCGCUGGCAGCACGAGUACCCAGCGUUGUUUCAGAUCUUCAGCUUCUACCUCUGUUUACUGUUGCUCGAUUUCUUCUACUACGCCUGGCACCGCGCGUCUCACCGGAUUAGCUGGCUCUGGGCGGCGCACUGGGUGCACCACAGCACGGAAGAAUACAACAUUUCCGUCACCUUCCGCGAACCCGUCUGGUGGAGCGAAAUGCUAAUCCCGUUGCAAUUCGCCAUCAUGCGACUGCCAUUGGCGAUUUUAGGAUUUCCAGUCGUCUACAUGAACACAAUUUCGCUGAACGACACACUCUACAUGAACAUGCUCCACACGGAGUUGAUCGAUCCUCUCCCCACGGUGGAAUUGCUCUUGAUGACGCCAUCGCUGCACCGAGUGCACCACGCGCGGAACCUCCGGGCGUUAGCGAAGAACUUCGGCUCUUUAUUCAGCAUCUGGGACCGGCUGUGCGGAACGUACGAGCCGGAGAUCUUACCAGUGGUCAUCGACGGGAAGAAAAAAUCAGAAAACGAAGUUCUCACCGUGAAACACCCGACGCAGUUUGUCAGCGAGAAGGUCGUCGCGCCAAUAGUGUCCGCGGAGAGUGGCUGUGUGGUGAAGGAGGAGACGACCGAGGAAUCGGUGAUGCAGGACGUGGAAAAAAGCAACAAGGAAAGUCUUGCUACUUCCGGUUCCGCAUCACAAGUUGUCGAAGAUGAUCCGACAGCGGCGACUGGCGGCUUGAAAAAGCGGAUCGGGCAGUUUCUUUCCUGGACAGGUACAACUACGAAUAUUUCCGGCCCACAGCUGCAACAGCCACUCGUAGUGCAGGAACAGCAUGACAAAAAGGAAUCACUACCGAAAACACCAUCACAAAAACCACCGCCCGAGAACACUAAGACCAGAUCCUUCUUUGCGAAUAGAUUCACCGAAACCCUCUACCUCUUGACGAAAUUCUACCGAGUCAGGCGAGACACGAGGAAGUGCAAAGACGACAGAGAACCGCUGCGGUACGGCGUCAUCCCGCAAUUUCACUCCUACGACAUUCUCCAGCAGAACUGCACCCACUGGUUCUACAUGUUUCUGGAACAGCCACGGUUUAGAGGGCACGGAAUUUUAGCCCCUUUUCUCCACUGGACGAAGCCAGGCUCGAAAUGUCCGCCAUUAUCCGAACGGUCGAAAGUCAACGGCUACAAGAAGUACAAAGCGGACGCUUUACACAUCGGCUGGUCGUUGUACGUGAUUUUCGAGUUCUUGAUUUUCUUCGCCUCCGCGCUCGGUUUCGUCGCGACGAACUAUGUUUUGAGCAAAAACCUAGCGAAGACGUUUUACGGUGCCUUUAUCGCAAGAAAAAACUGUUUCACUGUAAACUUGUGAUGCAUAAAAAUGAAACACGGAAGUAUUUGUCUUGCUACACAUGCAAGAAUAAGAAAGUGGAUUUUUCGCUGUGUUUUCCCUUAGCCUUAGGAAGCUUGCAUGGCAAAUUUUCUUUGUCAUGUAGAACGAACUUGUCAUGCAAAACCUGCAAAGUCCUUACAGUGAAGCACUUUUUUCGUACGAUAGCCUGCGACACCCCUCUAAUGGACCCGAUUUCCUGCACCGCCGGCCCGCUAGCCGAGUACUUUAUCCUGUGCAAAAGCAUCGUACUCGUAGUAAUUGCGUUUAUGCAUUACAAAUUUCUUUCUCAAGGCAAAUCAGCAUUACAAAUUCACUUUGUAAUGCUGAGGAAAUUUGUAAUGCGAUUUCUACUAGUACGAUAUCCAUAUACUUUUGCAAUCCAUAUACUUCGGGCCGCAGCAAUUAACCAGUGCCGUGUUGCAGGUGUUAGCUUUUCUCCUGGGGUUUUGGACCAUGCACAACUUGGGAUGCAUUUUGAUGGGAACGGAGAACGCGCCGGUGUUAGUCGGCGUGGAGGAAGGGUUUGUGGUGAAAGAUAGCUUCGCGAACGCAAACAACUACUCCUUACUGGAAGAAACCGAAACUGUCUCUGCUUCAGCCAUGAGCUACAACAAUAGCAAACAACUGGUUUCGGCGAAACAAAUGGAGAAGAGCAUGUGCAUGCAGGCAGGUACUGAUGUUCGUCUGCAGCAACAUCAAUCCUCGCAAGGCGCAGCAGGCGGUGUAUCUUCAACAGCAGUUCUUCUCCCGACGUCUGCUUCCGCAACGUGGUCGGGCGUUUCUUCCGUGGUUGCAGAGGAACAGCACAACCAGACGAAUACGCAUUGCAAAACUAUCGCACCCGUGGUAAUUGCAAUCAUGCGUGACAAGUCUCCUCUUCCAGGUAAACCAGCAUGACAAAUUCCAUUUCUCAUGCUGCGCUAAUUUGUAAUGCAGUUACAACUACGUAGUUGUGCGAUACCUUUGCAAUUCAUAACGAACAAGCUGCAACAAGUUCCCUCUUCCGCUGACUCCACCACCGCGGCGAGCUACGCGUCGACCUAUUUUCCGAUGUUAAACGCCGGUGCUACGCCGAACAUCAUGACUUCUACUUCCGGUUUUGUUCAGCUUCAGCAGCAGCCAUCCGGAGGUGUGAGAAGAAAUCGGUCGAGUAAUCUCGCGCCAACCAUUGAGAACAACUCAAAUUUAUCAAGUGGCGCAGCGAGCGUAGCUUCGCGAGAAGGAGGAGAUAAUACCAGGUUUGAGCACCUACAACACGACACGCAGCACAACAAUCCGGCGCUGGAAACAUCGGAUUUGCUGUUACAGUCAACCGCGACCUACAAUUCCAUGAUGAACAUCACGGGCGGACCCGGAGCUGCUCCUGCGAUCUCGCGGCAGACAACUGUGAACGCCGAAGUAAACCAGCAGAACUUUAUUUACCACGACCCGAAGGUCGUGCAACUGGUUGAGAGCAAUAAAAAUGUGAGUUGUCAACAAGAUGAACUAGAUCGCCACAAGAUGAAUCACAAGUCCUCUUCGCAACAAGAAAACAAGAUCUACUCUUGGCAGGCUCACGUGCUGGAGACCAAUAGCCAGAACCUGAUUUUUGACCCGAUACCGGAAAACAACAACUUCUACAACGAUCUAACGAACCCGGUCCCGUUUCUCACCCCCGGGGAGAAGGUGUACGAGCGGAACUGUGUCUAUGGAUGUGUCAGGUUUGAAAUCGUCAAAGUUGAAAUAGUUUGUCAUGCAUAAAACGGAUACUAGUUAGACCUACAGUUUGUAGUCGGCGCAUGGCAAAUUUUCCCGGUCCUGGAAGCGAGUCUGUCAUGCGGUUUAGGGCAAAAGAGCUGCCUUCUGACAUGCUAGUUAGCAGUCCAACUUUUGACCCUUACCAGGACUAUAAUCUGCCUCCCUUGGGUCCUCUGCAAUAGAGUCACUUUUUGCAUCGCAUUUUAUGCAUUACAAAUUAUUUCAACUCUGACGAUUUCAAACCUGACGCUUCCAUAGUGUCUACAAGGAGAUGUUGCGGCACUGGUUUAUCAUCUUUAUGCAUUUUUGCAAAAGCAUCGUACUAGUAGAAAUAGCAAGACAAAUAAUGCCAAGAAGAAAACUUAAAGUAGAAUUUGUAAUGCUGAUUUGCCUAAGAUUGGAGAUUUGUCAUGCGUCACUGCAAUUCCUACGAGUGCGAUACUUUUGCAAUUCAUAAUCUUCACGGCGUUGCAAUUCGGGGAUGCGAUGUACAACGACGCCAGUCUAUGCAAUGUAAAUCUCCCGUACAUGUACAAAAUGCAUGACAAAUUUCGCUAACUUACAGUGUCCAACUUGUCAUGCUAGACUAGGACUCAAGGCAAGUUUUGUCAUGCAGAGACUGCAUUUGUACGUGUACGGGAAAUUUACUGUGGAUACAGUCCGGAAUCCGCGGCGACGGUGAGUCGGAUGUGCACCUACGUGACUUUAUUGUACACGGUCGUCCACUGCGUUCUGUUGCCGGGAUUGGUGUUUUUUAGUGACACGAAGAUCGCGAGGGAAAGCGCCGCACGGAGGAGGUACAGGGGGUGAGGAAGAUAAGUGCAGGAUAAAAGCAUCAUAGGAAAAGAACUGAACACUUUUACAGAAUGUGAGAACUAAGCGCAGCUGCCACUUGCCCUGUAGUGGUACUUAAGAAUUGAAGCAAGAAGAUGAAGAAGCAUAAAGUGUAAGUGUGUUUUUGUCGUAUGAAAACGUCGAUCAACGGGCCGGUGGAUAAAAUCCGCCUCAACAUAAUUCAUGACUGUGUAGGAGCUGUGUGCUGUCACAAGGACCACCAUGUGGCCUCAUUUAUAUAUGUGUAACGAUACACUUUUGAUUUUCUAGCAACAUGCAGGCCGAGCUACUUAUUUGAAACAAAAGCAUCACACCACCCUGGUACAUCAACAUUUUCCUGAAGUUUUGACAAUACGACUUGCCGAUCAGUUUUUUACUACGACACGCAAAAGUCCGCUCCUGUACGCUUUGUCAUUAAGAAACAACUGAAUAUGAAUUUAAAAUGCCUGUAAAUACAAACCUAGAGACAAAACUAAACGAGCGGAACUGUGUCUACAAGGAGAUGUUGCGGCACUGGUUUAUCAUCUUUAUGCACUGCAAAGGUAUCGCUAUCGUACUAGUAGAAAUAGCAUCACAAAUUCGGUCAGCAUGGCAAAUGGCAUUUGUCAUGCUGUUUUACCUUGGCAUUGCGAUUUGUAAUGCAUGACUUUGAUUACUACCAGUACGAUGCUUUUACACUGGAUAAUCUUCACCGCGUUGCAAUUCGGCGACGCCAUGUACAACGACGCGAGCCCGGAAUCCGCGGCGACGGUCAGCCGGAUGUGCACUAUCGCAAGAAAAAAGUGUUACAGUUACGCACUGUGUUCUUGCAGGAGCCGCAAGGCAGCCAACCUUUGUCAUGCAGGAAAUGCUUGCGAGCCUCGUUUACUACGUGUUUUCCCUUAUGAUCUUUGCAUUACUCUGCCACAUAGAGAAAAUUUGUGAUACAGAAACUCCAACAAUGAGUGUAACUGUAACAGCACUUUUUUCGUGCGAUAUGCACCUACGUGACUCUAUUGUACACGGUCGUCCACUGCAUUUUGUUGCCAGGUUUGGUGUUUUUCAGUGACACGAAGAUCGCGAGGGAAAGCGCUGCGCGGAGGAGGUACAGGGGGUGAAGAAGGUUUCGAGUACUUGUACUUCACAUUUUAGCAGGACAUGAGAACUAUUCAAAAGCGAAUGAAUUGCUGCUUUCGAUUCCUUGUAGUAGUCGUAAUUCAAGGAAGACAAAAGUGUGUUUUUGUCGUGUGAAAAGAGACAUGCGCCAUCAACCGGCGCUGGAUAAAGAUAAAAUCCCCCUCAACAUAAUUCAUGACUGUGUAGGAGCUGUGUGCUUUCACAAGGACCACCAUGUGGCCUCAUUUGAUAUGAAUGUGUAACGAUACACUUUUGAUGUUUUAGCACCAACAUGUAGGCCGAGCUACUUAUUUGAAAAGCAUCACACCAGCCUGGUAAAUUUUCCUGAAAUUUUGACAAUACGAAUUGCCGAUCAAUUUUUUACUACGACACGCAAAAGUCCGCUCCUGUACGCUUACUUUGUCAUUAUUUUCAGUGGAAGAAAAAAUUGACUAUGAAUUAGAAUACCUGUAAGUACAAACCUAGAGACAAAACUAAAAAAAAAAACUAGAAGCUAGCUGAUCACCGGGAAGACGAAGAACUCAUUUUCACACGGCAAAAAGAUUCACACAUAGGGGAAAUUGAAAUUGAAAAUUUUAAUUUAUCGUAUUUUUCAUGAUAGAUAUGGAGUCUGCUUAUGGGCAACGACCUAUUUCCAUUGUUGCCCUGCAAAUAUCCAUGCGUGAGAAGACAUCAGGAUGAAGGGAGCAUUGCGAGAAUCCAAAUGAAGCAACUUUGUGAAUUGGAAUUCUAUGGCACCAAGAAAAAAUAUAUUUCUGCAACCCCGGUGCAUGCAUCGAAAU
Messenger RNA from Amoebophrya sp. A120, 7874 nucleotides. Lineage: Eukaryota; Dinophyceae; Syndiniales; Amoebophryaceae. The record is from the annotation of a GenBank genome assembly.